AUACACUUGCAAGUUGGGCACAGAUUCGUCCAGUUCGCAGGUACGGGCGAGGAGUGUAUAGUGGUGGUGAGAGCCAGGUCAGUUGAGGCUCGAACCACGGACACAGCCCAGCUGAGCAGUCCACGAACCUCAGAAUGACGAACCCUUCUGAGAAGUCUGGGUCGAGGCGGGGACGGAGCACGUGGUGGCAGUUGGUGUUGUUGAUGUGGAAGAACCUGGUGCUGAGGAGACGCCACUGGCUCCUCACCUUCUUCGAGAUCCUGCUCCCCACCGCCCUCUUCAGCAUCGUCCUCUUCAUCAGACUCAUCCCCGGCUCUAACUUCAUCCCUGAGCACAUCAACGCGACCACCAUCUUCGAGACGGACAGCGAGAUGCGGCUGAAGGAAUACGCCUGCAGCAACUACGGCAAGUGGAUAAACAAGACCAACUACUGCUUCACCAUGCCCAACAUGCGCGACCUUCAGAUCUACUACGGUCCUUACGGGGGCUUCACUAACAGCGUGGCCACGCAUGUUGCUAACGAACUCAAUAUUCCUAAAGAUGCUCUGACGCCCGUGUUCACUAACGAGGAGAUGGACUCCCUGGUGCUACAGUCGUACUACACAGCCAACAUCACGCCCUACUACAUUGGGCUCUUCUUCAACGACUUGGACGACGUGGACAGCGCCCCUCACGACCUCAAGUACGACCUAAGACUCACGGGGACUUGGAUGACUGCUUCUAAAUACCCAUUCUUGGAGGCGGCCGGUCCAGCCAACUCUACCUUCAGGUACCUGAACCAAGGGUUCGCUCUCAUUCAGAGCCUUGUGGACCGGUUCUUCAUCUCCCAGAUCACCGGCAACGACACUUACUCCGACUAUAAGGUGGAGGUGCAGAAGUACCCUUACCCGAGCUACUACAACGACUUCGGUAUCAGCCAACUGUAUGGGUCCUUCCUGCCCUCUGAUGUCGUGUUGUCAUUCGUGCUACUGUCGCCCUCGCUCAUCAAGAGCAUCGUGUACGAAAAGGAGACGGGUGUAAGGGAGUUGAUGCGGCUGAUGGGGAUGAGUCGAUGGUUGGUGUGGGUGGGCUGGUUCCUGCACGCCCUAGUGGUGGUAGUGGUGGUGGUCACUAUCAUCACUAUCAUGAUCACUGUCGGUCUACACAGUAAGGGCGCCUACAUCCCGCCUAUCCUCAACUACAGUAACCCCUUCAUUGUCUGGAUCUUCCUGGCUCUCUACGGCAUCUCCUCUAUCACCUUCUGCCUCACCAUCUCCACCUUCUUCAGUAGACCCACGCUGGCCACUACGCUCGGGGUGCUGAUCUGGCUCUUCUCCUACUACAUUCCCAACUCCAUCAUCUACCUGCGCUACGAGAGGAUGAGUCUGGCCCCCAAGGUCCUCUACUGCCUCAUCCCCAACAUGGCCAUGACCAUUGGCUUCAGAGUCAUCGAGAUGUUCGAGGGGAGAGCGGUGGGCGUGCAGUGGAGCAACAUGUGGGAGACGGGCAACCCUCGGGACCAGGUGACGCCGGGGCUCCUGAUGAUAAUGAUGGUGGUGGAUAGUGUCAUAUACUGCAUCCUGAUCUGGUACGUCGACCAGGUCAGCCCUGGCACCUACGGGGUCGCCUUGCCCUGGUAUUUUCCCUUUCAGAAAAGUUACUGGUGUGGGUCUGGCCCGGCCAAGGAGGCGCCCAGAGCGAUGAACGAUGCCCUCGACCCUGACACUCGACAGAAUUUUGAGGACGAACCAGUAGGACUGACACCAGGCAUCAUCAUCAGAAAUCUGAGGAAGGAGUUCAAGUCGCUGGGAAGGAAGGUGAAGGUGGCGGUCGAGGACGUGUCGAUGACGUGUUACGAGGGCCAGUGUACCGUCCUCUUGGGCCACAACGGUGCCGGCAAGACCACCACCAUGUCUAUCCUCACAGGAGUGUUUGCUCCGAGUGGCGGGUAUGCCGAGGUCGGCGGCUGGGACAUCGCUACCAACCUGAAGGAGGCGCGGGAGGAGGUGGGUCUGUGUCCCCAGCACAACAUGCUCUUCGUCGACCUCACCGUCAUGCAGCACCUUCUCUUCUUCGGUAGGCUUAAGGGAAUGACAACAGCUGCGUCAAGAGCAGAGGGCAUGGUGAUUCUCAAGAAGCUGGACUUGGACCAGAAAAUUGAUGUGUUUGGUGACCAACUUUCAGGAGGGAUGAAACGCAAGCUCUGUUUGGCUAUCUCCCUUAUAGGAGAUUCCAAGGUGGUGAUCCUGGACGAGCCGAGCAGCGGGCUGGACCCCGAGUCACGCCGGUGGGUGUGGGACGUGGUGCAGGGGGAGCGGGGCCGGCGCACCAUCCUCGUCACCACCCACCACAUGGAGGAGGCCGACGUCCUGGGAGACCGCGUGGCCAUCAUGGCCUCCGGCAGGGUCGUCUGUGCCGGCUCCACACUCUUCCUCAAGAAUAAGUUUGGUGAUGGCUACACCCUGGAGAUGAUGGUGACUGAGGACUUCAGCCUGGAGGCCAUCACGGCUGAGGUGACGAGCCAUAUUCCCUCAGCCGGCCUCCACAACAACCAAGGAGGGGAGGUGACUUUCAAGCUCCCUCCCAUCACCGCCAUGUUUGCUCCUCUCUUGGAGUCUCUCACACGGAGGAAGGAGGAGCUUGGGGUGCGCCAUCUGGGACUCUCACUCACCACCAUGGAGAGGGUCUUCAUCGGUGUGAGUGAGGUGAUGGAGAAGAGUGAACAAAAUGCCAAGGCUUGUGAAACGAAAGUUGAAAAUGGCGGAGCUGACAAUAACAUGAAGGGCUUCCUGGGUACCACUUCAGAAAACGGCUUAACCAACAGUUUAGAAAACGGCCUAACCAACAGUUUAGAAAACGGCCUAACCAACAGUUUAGAAAACGGCCUAACCAACAGUUUAGAAAACGGCCUAACCAACAGUUUAGAAAACGGCCUGACAAACAGUUUACAAAACGGCCUAACCUACAACAGUCAACAACAGCUAUACACAAGUCAGACAUUAAUGAAAGAGCGACUGAGAGGUUACCGGCUGCUGUUGCAGAGAAUCAAGGCCUUUUUCAUCAAACGCAUCAUCUACUCCAAGAGAAAAUGGCCCCUCCUUAUUACUCAGGGUUUGAUACCUGUGGCAGUGACGUUAUCUUGCCUGCUGGUGGACCAGACGCUGGACGUCUUCACUUCCCAGGAGCCGCCGCUCGUCCUCGACCUCUCCAUCUUCCCCUACACCGCCUCCUUCGUCAGGGCCGACCCGCCUCUCCAAUAUUUGGCUGAACAGUACACGUCACUCUUCACGGAUCCUCAUGAGGUGAGCAUCGUGACCAACAUGACUGAUAGUCUUCUGACAGCAGCCGAAGACGACCUUCCGACGUACAGAGAGAACGACAUUUGCUCAGCCGAGUUCACCGGAGACAAGGAGGACGUCACCAUGAGGAUCCUGAUGCAGACUAUCCCCUACCACACCCUGGGGAUAGGAACGUCCCUCGUCACCAACGCCCUCCUCAAAGCGGCCACCAACUCCACCCACACCAUCACUACUACCAACUGGCCGCUGCCUCCAGAUAAUACGUGGAAGUUUCAUUCGGAGUUCUCCACAAGCAGCUUCGUGUAUUCCAACGUGAUGCCUCUCGCCCUGGCCUUCCUCUCCGCCUCUUUCCUGGUCUUCCCCCUGCAGGAGCGGGAGACCAAGACCAAGCAGGUGCAAGUGAUGACAGGAGCCCCAGUAUGGGCACUCUGGUCAACUACCUUCAUCUGGGACUUCGCCACCUACAUGAUAUCCGUAGUGCUCAUCUUCAUAUGCUUCCUGGCUCUGGACCCCCAUGGUUACUUCACCAAGGGCGAGGCUUCAGGUGCGUUGAUUGUGAUGCUGGUGAUGUACGGCUGGGCCAGCAUCCCUAUGGCUUAUGUCUUCAGCUUCCCCUUCCAGACUGCUGCCUCAGGCUUCGCUGUCCUCGCUCUCGUCAACAUUGUUGCUGGUCAACUGAUGACUGUGAUUGUAUGGGGUCUACGAGCCGCUGACGUGGCUGGCCUCACUACCGCCAGUGAUAUCAUAUACUGGGUGACGUCUGUCAUCCCCUCCUUCCCUGUCUCAAUGGCGUUCAGUCACGUGGUGCGAGUCAGUGUCCACAACGACAAGUGUAACCAGUUCAACGAGACUGUGACCAAAGAUCUGUGCAAAACGCUUUCGCUCUUCGCGCCGACGAAUGACUUCAUGGAGUGUUGUCUCUACGAUGACCCACCGGUGUGCAGCCUAUACGGGAAUAAGACGUGUUUUAGCACGUGGUCCUACUUCCGCUUCGAGAAUCCCGGCCUGGCUCCCGACCUCCUCACCCUCUUCGUCAAUGGCAUCAUCUUUCUGGCCAUCAUUGUCUUUUUGGAAGCUGGAGGAGGUAUAAUCCUCCGGCGAGUGUGGCGCAGGAUAACGUGCAGGACCUUGAAGAUUCAGCCGCAUGUGGGUCAAGAAGGGCUGCAGGAGGUGGAUGAAGACGUCGCGGCAGAAAGUGAUGCCGUCGCCUCCCUCAUGACCUCAGCUGCCGACAACUCGGGCAUAACGUCAGAGGGCUCGAUGGACACCACACUCAUAGCCUCCAAGUUGUCUAAGGUGUAUGAGGGCUCCUUGAUACCGGCGGUGAACAGCAUCAGCUUCAGGGUAGCCAGGGGGGAGUGCCUGGGCCUGUUGGGGGUCAACGGGGCAGGCAAGACUACCACCUUCAAGAUGCUGACGGGAGACGAAGUGCCUACAUCAGGAGAUGCCGUGAUUGAUGGCCUCUCUCUCAACCGGGAGAGAAAUAAGUUCGUGCAGAACAUUGGAUACUGCCCACAGUUUGACGCCUUCCUAGGAGACCUGACUGGAGUAGAGAUGCUGCAGCUCAUGGGUCGGCUGCGAGGCAUGACUGAGGUUCGACUUGAAGAAAUCAUCAGCUCCCUCAUACCUCUUGUGGGUCUGACAGAGUGCGCCAAGCGGCCCUCUUCCACUUACUCAGGAGGUAACCGUAGGAAGCUGUCGACAGCCAUGGCGCUCGUGGGGUCGCCUCCGCUGGUGUUCCUGGACGAACCCACCUCCGGAGUAGACCCGGUCUCCCGCCGGAGGGUGUGGACUGCCGUCAGACAAGCUGUAAUUAAUGGCCAGAGUGUGGUCCUGACCAGUCAUUCUAUGGAAGAGUGCGAGGCGCUCUGUUCCCGCAUUAUAAUCAUGUCUCGGGGGACUCUUCGCUGUGUGGGAACGACGGGGCACCUCAAAGCCAAAUUUGGACAAGGCUACAGCCUGCAGGUCAAACUGAGGACUCACGGCUUCACUCCGGGAGAACAGACAGAAGAUGAACAUGUAUAUGAUACCAAAGUGUCAGAACUGAAGAACAUCAUCAGCCGCCACCUACCUGGAUCCACUCUAACUGAUCAGCACAAGGGUAUGCUAGCCUAUCGCAUUCCCAGCAACGUGCCUUGGGGUACGUUGUUCUCCGUGAUGGAAACUGUGAAGGCUGGCCGGGACCCCUCGGCUACAGAGGCUGAGAGACCCUACUCAUCGCCCGCCUCCCCAUCCAUCGUGGAAGUCUACGCCGCCUCCGACACAUCCCUUGAGCAGGUCUUCCUGUCUUUCGCUAGGGAGGCAGCGCUGGAGCAAGCGUCCGAUGUGGCUGGUAAUGGUGAUAAUGUUUUCGACGCGUCGUGCGAUCAUACAGCCAUCCAGAUGUACGAGUCCUCCGCGUCAAGGAGCAGCAGCAGCAGCAGCAACAGCAUACCGGGAGCCGAUCUAGUGACGGAACUUUAACACUGAAGUACGUUGGACUUCUUUUUCUCUUCUAUAUAGGAACUCUUCACAGCUUUUGAGUUGACACGGAGAGUCUUCCAUCAGACAUUUUGGGUUCCUAUUGCUUGUUACGCUUAUCGAGGUUCCCAUAGAUCAAUGACUGACCUUUCAUAGUAUGCAACCCACAAUAGUUGACUGACUCCAGGGUACCUGUUUACGUCUGGAUGAGCAGGUGCAUCAGGUGGAAGGAAACGUCCAUAAACUUCUCGCCCUGCCUGUUAGGACUCAAAAUGGUUAUUAAGAAAUGUAAAUCGUUAGUGAAGAAGCCAUAUGCUUGUAAUGUAUCCAAAUGAGGUGAAGGUGCGCAUGCGUGUGUCUGCCCCUCUCUCUGGGAUGAAUAAACUAAAUUUAAUAUUGAGAAAUAUUUACGCUGUACGUCUCUUAAUUAAUGUUGUAAAUAAUUAGUCUAUAUGUGUAUUAUUAAGAGAAUAGUUGAGUAAUUAUUUCAAAAUGAACAUCUUGCAGGACUGAAGAAGAGAAUUAUCGGCCAUUUUUGCUCAUUUUUGUUUAGUUAUCACUUGUUUUGCUUUGUUUUUUAUUGUAAACAAUGAGUGGAAGUCUUAUUUGUUUGUACAUUAUCCCAAAGGAUAAAACAUCGACGGCAUUUGCCCACGUACCAAGUAGGAUGUUUUUUGUUUUGACACAAGAGAUAUAUAUUGUGCAGAGUUAUGUAGCCCGCUUCUCGGGGAGUAUAUGCAUGGAGAGUUUAUUUUAGUCGUAGACAAUGUUCAGGACUAAGGUAUUCUUGUUGGUUGGUCAGAAAGUUAUUGUGGCGGCCUUAAUAAUCUUCCAGGGGUUAAUAUAUGAUGUAUUGGCCUUAGACCCAACACGAAACCAAAAAUAUAUAUUUUUUAAGUCUUAAUUAUGUGCACAGAAACUAAUAUGUAAGCCUCUCAGAUACUCGUGUGUUAGUGAGUAAAUGGUCGUACCUAAUUGAGUAAUUAACCAAGCAUUAAAAAUGUAUGUUAGUAAAUGCCUGAAUAAUUAUGUAAGACAAACUUGUAAAACAUUUUAAUUGUUCAAGUAAAUUUUAACGCUGGCUUUGAUUAAACGUCUAUCAAAAAUCAAA
This is a messenger RNA of Procambarus clarkii (red swamp crayfish), 6849 nucleotides long. The record is from RefSeq and is a predicted model, not a curated record. Lineage: Eukaryota; Metazoa; Arthropoda; Malacostraca; Decapoda; Cambaridae.